CUAUCUGGGCUUCACCGCAGAUUGCCACACCUGUCCAGGUCUCCAGCCAUCAGGAAGGGGGCUUGGCACAUGCUGCCCAAAUAUAGACUCACUUCGACCAGUUGGCAGCGGGCCAGGGGUGAGGCCGGUUGCGAUCUACCAGCUGGACCAGCACACUGGUAUAAGAAGGCCCUGCUCGGCCUCCACGAGCUGUCGUUUCUGGCCACCACUUCAUCAAAGUUCUACAACACUGUCUGGCGUCACCGUCAAGCACAUCUGAGUUCCAAGGUUACCUCGUCUCACUUCAUCACAGGCAUUCACACCAAAGUACAUACCUACAGCACCCUCGAAUUAGUUACCAUGACGUCCCCCCAGGAUCCACACACCAAGCUCUACUCGCACAUCAAUGGUCAGGCCUCAGAUCUUCUCGACCGUUACGCCGUCUCGGAGCUUUGCAAAGGCUGGCCGGUUUAUCGUGACGCCUCAGAAUGGCAAAACUACCGCGAUCUCUUCACAGCGGAGGGCGCCUACGUCUGGACCACUUGGUCUGGCCCACGCACGGUAGAUGAGUUCAUCUCCAUCUCCAAAGCCGGCAAGGAGAAGGACGUCUUUAUCAUGCAUCGCGAGUGUGGUACCCUCGUCGAGCUUGGCAAAGACAAGACUCGGGCAAUAGGCAAGAUGAAGGCCACCAUCACCCACCGCUUCAAGUUUUCCCCUCAACACAGCAACGGAACUCACGCUGCUUCCAACGGCUCCAACGGUACUACCGGCACUCAUCCGCAUGACGCUGCAAAAGCCGAGGGCGAGUACGAGUUUGACGUUGACUGCGACUGCCGCUUCAUUUUUUUCGUCGAGAAGAACGCGUCGACCAACAACGAGUGGAAGACGCGGUAUGUGAAGCUCUUUUAUGAGAAGGACAAGGUUGUAACGGUAGACGGGUUCACGGCGCCGAGGUUCAGCAAGGCAGAGCUUGAGAGGAUACCAAAGGGGUAUAAAUACUUGGGAGCUGCGCAGGCGAGGCUGGGAUACGAAAUCGACUUGGACUUGCCCACUGCGUCAGGGGAACUCUGGGACCGCAUGUAUGGCGAGAUGGAGAAGUGGCUGGAUGGGGGAAAGGUCGACUUGUUUUGGGAAGGGAAACAAUAAGCAAUGAUUGGAAAGGGUCGCUCGGAGGAUAUUGGCUGGUGAUACGCAUUAUACCCGUUUGGUUCGGGGGAUGUCUUUCCAUUUCUGUUCUUGUUCAUGGCGCAUCUUUCUGGUCAGAUCCGGUUCAGCAUUAGGUAGUUGACGCCAAUGGUAGGUGACAAGAUGUAAAGUAAUAGACUUUCUCAUGGCCGCAUGGUAGCU
Molecule: messenger RNA, 1326 nt
Organism: Podospora pseudopauciseta
Lineage: Eukaryota; Fungi; Ascomycota; Sordariomycetes; Sordariales; Podosporaceae
Exons: 3
Coding region: 70-1125 (351 amino acids)
Source: RefSeq, a predicted model, not a curated record